Messenger RNA from Penicillium concentricum, 6822 nucleotides. RefSeq names its product CCR4-NOT core subunit CDC39. NCBI's taxonomy places the organism in Eukaryota, Fungi, Ascomycota, Eurotiomycetes, Eurotiales, Aspergillaceae. The record is from RefSeq and is a predicted model, not a curated record. The coding region runs from base 1 to 6822 and encodes 2273 amino acids. The transcript has 5 exons. Gene Ontology annotation, cellular component: P-body; CCR4-NOT core complex. Gene Ontology annotation, biological process: nuclear-transcribed mRNA catabolic process, deadenylation-dependent decay. Gene Ontology annotation, molecular function: molecular adaptor activity.
AUGACCUUCCCUCCCCCUCACCCUUCCGCCCAAUCGUCGAUUGCUUCUGGCACCGAUAAAUCUUCUUCGACCAGGACUGAUAUUGGUGCCUGGGGUCGGUCCGUGUCGCAGUCCGGCGCACGUCGUGGGUUGACUCCACUCGCGACCAACAUAUCCUCCGCCGCUCCCCCCACGGCUUCCCGGGGCUUGGACGCAGGCCUUGGGGUUUCGACACCAUCUUCUUUCUCUGCAGUGCUGAGCUCUGCUAGGGGUCUCUCCGGUGGAAGUCCCAAACCCACAUCUUCGCCGUUCACAUCCUUGCAAUCUGGCUCGCAACAACACGCAACAACCCUCUCGUCUCCAAAGUUCCGAGCUCACACCCCUUCCAUAGGGUCUCAUUUGGCCUCUGCUACAGGCUCCACCCCGGGUGGAGGAGGUACUGGGGGAGGAGGUGGUGGGCCGGGAUCUACCAGAGGUGUCUUCUCGCCGCUCUCGUCCGGAACAACCGUGAAUUCUCCCACAGGCUUCGCUUCUGACAAGCCGGGUUCUGCAGCUGCCCACUCGAGCCAAUCAUCGCUCACCAAAAUCUCCAUUGCUCAGGUGUUCCUGUUGCUGGAUUCUAUUACAGAGAAAGAAGGCAAAGAGAAGUGGGAAACAAAGGCUGCCCAGAUACACAAGCUUGUGACAUCGAACGGAAUGGAGGUCUUUUCCAAAUACUUUCGCCGCCUCCUAACAGGAAAUGCGCCACAAAUCUUCCCGGGUGUUAACAAGUCCGUCGAGAAUGCGGGCAACUACCCUCUCCUUGUCCAAGAGCUGCAGAAAGUGUCUUCGGACAUGGAGCAGGCUCAGAAAAUCGCUGAAACAGUAGAUACCUCUGAAGGAGAUAUCUUCCGCGACUUCGACCUUUCCACUUUCUUGGAUCAUUUCCGACUCGACCCAAUUGUCAAGGUUGCACUUGCCUUGGCCUUUAAGCUGACUAGCAAGUCAGAUCUUCGUGCUAAAGCCGAUGCCAUCCUCUCGAAUUCCAUUGCCCCUUUCCUGCAGAGCUUGGCGACUCCCACCGACGUGACUAAAGAUUACCACAACUCAUUCCUCGGCAUGACGAUUGAACGUUUCAUCUUAUACCCUCCCCGCAAUUUUACCGACGAUGUCAAGGCGAAGCUGGUUUACGCGGCCAAUCUGCGAUACCAAAAACUUGGCUUGGAUAUGCCAUUCGAAGUUUCAUCUGCCCUACAGAUGUUCAAUUUUGUCAACCCUCAAUAUGUCCUUGUUCGACAGCUUCAUGCCAAGGGACCUCGUGCCACUGCAAAUAUCGAGACCAUAAGUGAAAUGCUAAAUGCAGACCAGAAGAACUUCAGCGAAGAGCAUCUAGCAAGCGCCCUUCUCUUCAUGAUCUUGUCGCAAUAUUGGGAACAAUUCUCGCUAGAGACAUUCUUAAGUGCAUAUAACGACAAGCCAAUCAAUUGGCCCCUGGUGUUCCGCAACUUCGAUCGUGAGGGCCUCCGAGUGGAUCCGAAGCAAUUCACCAAAUUGUACAGCGUUCUUGCCGCCAUGUCGGUCGACGACUCGUCUUUGGAUGUUCAAAAGCUUUGGGGUGGAGACUGGGAGCAUCACGCCCCUGAUAUCGUCAAAUUGCAAGGCGAGCGUGCGGCAAAGUCACCUCUUCGGUCCAUGGACGCCAUGAAAGCAAUUUUCGACCUUGCCUUGUUCUCCCAGGCUUCAUGGGCUGCGACAGAAAGCCAGCUCCUUAUAAAAGCGGUUGUCCAAUUUGAUCUGCCAGUCUUCCUCUGUUCCGCUCUUGCUGUUCCGCAGCCGUGGUCCAGUGUCCAGCAGAGCUUUGUCCUCCGCACGUUCAUUGUUUUCAUUUCGAAGCAAGAGGAUGGAUAUCAGCUCGCUCUCCACGGUGCCUGGCGACAAGAUCGACAGUGGGUAUCAGAGCAGCUUUUUACCACUUUCACUCAAGAUCCCACGUCCACCGCUGUGAUCUAUGAGCAUGCCGCGGCAUACGGAUGGCUUGAUUAUCUCCUUGGGUUCACCAACGGUCUUGCCCUCGAUCUCGCCUGUUACUCCCACCGCAAAAGUCCCUUUGACCUUGAACAGUGGGUUCGGAAUGCCGCACAGAAAGGCGCCAUCGAUAUGGGUGGUCUCCUUUCCAAGUUCCUGCGAAUCAAAGCCGAGGACGAAUUGCACGUCCAACGGAAGGAGCAGUCUGCUCAUCAAAUGGUCAGCCUCGCAGUCAAAACUGUUUACACGCUUUUGUCUGUGUUGGAAGAAUACGUCGGGGACCGCGAAAAUCUCACACCUGUCCAGCGCAUUUGCAUUCAGACAUAUCCUCGCCUGAUUAACUACGGCGAAGGGUUCGAUGAUAUCAUCGACGCCAAUGGCGAGAACGGCAACACGUUGCCCGAUUCAAUCGACAAACAAAUGCAAGAGCUCUUUGGUAAAAUGUACCACGAGGAACUCUCGCUUCGUGAGAUGCUGGAGUUGAUGCGCAAAUACAAGUCUUCGCGUGACCCCACAGAACAAGAUCUGUUCGCCUGCAUGGUGCAUGGCCUGGUCGACGAAUAUCAUUGCUACCACGAGUACCCCCUUGAGGCUCUGACCAAGACUGCGGUCAUGUUUGGUGGCAUCAUCAACUUCCGUCUUGUUGACGGCAUCACGCUGAAGGUUGGUCUCGGUAUGAUCCUCGAGGCUGUCCGCGAACAUGAGCCCCACGACCCGAUGUACAAGUUCGGUGUGGAAGCAAUUGAGCAGUUGAUCAACCGUCUUCCCGAGUGGGCUGGUUUCUGCCACCUACUCUUCCAAAUUCCAUCUCUUCAAGGCACCCCCAUCUACCAAAAGGCAGAGGAGGUGCUCCGUGAGCAAGGAAACCAGAUUGGGGAAGCUGAGGCAGGACCCUUUGAUGGUCUUGCUUCUGUGCCCCUGACUAAUGGCAAUUCUGUCGACUCCCCUAUCGCUGAUGGCUCUGUGCGCAAGUUCCGUGCUGUUCAAGUCGACCCACCUCUUCGAUCUGAACUGUACGAAGAGCCUGAUGAAGACAUCCAAGACAAAAUUCUUUUCGUUCUUAACAAUGUUUCCGAGCAGAACAUUGAUGAGAAGCUUGAAGAUCUGCAAGAAGUGUUGCGCGACCAACACCAUCAGUGGUUCGCCGCAUACCUUGUGGAAGAACGUGCCAAGUUGCAGCCCAAUUUCCAACAGCUCUAUCUUGACCUUCUUGGGCGCAUUGGUGACAAGAUCCUCUGGGCCGAGGUCCUGCGAGAGACCUAUGUCAGUGUCGCUAAGUUGAUUAACUCAGAGAACACUUUAAGCUCGUCUACCGAUCGCGGCCACCUGAAGAACCUUGGUGCUUGGCUUGGUUCGCUGACUAUUGCCAAAGACAAACCCAUCAAGCACAAGAACAUCUACUUCAAAGGCCUGCUUCUCGAAGGCUACGACACCCAACGCCUAAUGGUUACGAUCCCCUUCACCUGCAAAGUCCUUGUGCAGGCUACAAAAUCCACAGUCUUCAAGCCACCCAACCCCUGGCUGAUGGAUAUUUUGGGCCUACUGUUGGAGCUUUAUCAUUUCGCCGAAUUGAAGCUCAAUCUCAAGUUCGAGAUUGAAGUCCUCUGCAAAGAUCUUGAUCUCGACCACAAGACAAUUGAACCUGCAGUCGUCAUUCGCGAUCGUGCUGCACACGCCGAGGAACCACUGCCCACUGUUAAUGCCCCAGAGGGUCUUGCUGAACCAUUUGAGGACUUGUCCCUCAGCGCUAUAAACCCAGCCAUCCGAAACGAGAGGCUGUCUCCGGCCGCCAUCAUGUCAACACUGCCCAGCCUCGACAAGAUCCUUGUGCUACCCUCAUCAGCGAGCAGCAUGGUCGAUCCCACCAUUCUCAAACAGAUUGUGCACACCGCAGUCGAGCGCGCCAUUGCCGAAAUCAUUACUCCUGUCGUUGAGCGUUCUGUCACCAUUGCGUCUAUCUCCACCGUACAACUUGUCUCCAAGGACUUUGCGAUGGAACCUGAUGAAGAACGUGUGCGCCAUGCCGCGGGCAUCAUGGUCCGACAACUUGCCGGUAGCCUGGCACUUGUUACCUGCAAAGAGCCUCUGAAGGUUAGCAUGACUAACUACAUCCGCAUGAUUCAGCAAGACUAUUCCGAGCAGCCUAUGCCCGAAGGCUUGAUUCUGAUGUGUGUGAACGAUAACCUCGAUGCUGCCUGUGGUAUUGUCGAGAAAGCCGCAGAGGAAAAGUCUCUGCCUGAGAUCGAGAAGGUGAUUGAGCCUCAAUUGGAGGCCCGUCGUCGCCACCAGGCUAGUCGCUCCAACGACCCCUUCAUUGAUCCUUCAAUGAACCGUUGGGGAUUGUUCAUUCCGGAGCCUUACCGUCAAGCGCCUGGCGGUCUCAACAAGGAGCAACUCGCCAUCUACGAAGAGUUUGCCCGUCAAUCCCGAGGCCCGGCGCCAUCCACUGAUGCAUCGGCUGGUCGUCAGCUCCCCGACGUCCUGGGAGAAUCUUACCCUGCUAUUCCGAACCUUUCCACCCCGGCUGAGCAGCCAGCCAUUCCUCACAGAACCCCCCAGCCGCAACCUGCUGUUUCUCAAAUGCCCCCCGUUCAGACCAACGGGUUCCUUGAUGCUCAAAGCCCCCGGGAACGGGUGGAAAGCCUCGUCUCCGAUCUCCAGCAGUCUGCUCGCAGCGCCCCUGAAGAGCACGUCAAGGACCUUGGCAGAGAUAGCGCAGUUCUCCAGGAAUACAACCAGGCAUUGCGCAGCAUCCUUGCCUCGACGAAUGGCGAGGAGCUGGCACGACUGACCUCUUUGAAGGUUUGCACCCUUUUGUAUUCCCAGCCACAUGGAUCUCUCGAGAUUGAAGUUCUCGUGCACCUUCUUGCCAAGCUGUGCGAUAUGUCCAGUCUCAUUGCUCGGUACACAUGGGCACUGCUCUCCGAAGUUGAUGAUGAGCACAUGUUCAAUGUUCCGGUCACCGUUGCUCUCAUUGACGCAGGCCUCCUGGACAUCCGUCGGGUCGACACGAACCUGACCCGACUCAUUCAAUCCAGGAAUGUGCCCGCUUUGGAGUUGCUCGGCAACUUGAUGGACCGCGUUCUCUUUAAUGAAGAGCCCUCGGCCCUUCGAUCAGACUUCUCUGGCAGUCUAGAUGCCAUGAGCCAAUGGCUCGCGGAGGACCCAACCGUUGCUCCCGGUCUCGAAAUUGUGCGCAAGCUCCGCGAGUCUGGCAUUCCCGAGGUCGUCAACUCUCUCCUGACUGACCAAGCCAGGUCCAAGCGUGACCAAAUGGAGUACAUCUUCAGCGAGUGGAUUGGUAUCUACAAGGCUCCCGGUGCAACUGACCGCACCUUCCACUCUUUCCUUCAGGAUCUCCACAACCGCCAAGUGAUGAACAGCCAAGAGGACUCCGCGCUGUUUUUCCGUCUCAGCAUCGACAUUUCCGUCGCUAUGUUUGAGCAUGAGUCUCAGAACCCCAACGGCGGCAGCCUUGAUGAGGCCUUCCUCUAUAUCGAUGCCCUCGCUAAGCUCGUGAUUCUUCUCAUCAGAUUCCAGGGUGAGGACUCUGGCGCCGUCAAAGCCAAUAAGGCUACGUACUUCAACUCCAUUCUGUCUCUCUUGGUCCUGGUCCUCAACCACCACCAGGUCAUGAGAGGAGAAGCUUUCAACCAGCGUGUGUUCUUCCGUCUCUUCUCCAGCAUUCUGUGCGAGUACUCUAUGAACGGUCUGCAGCACACUGAGCAGCACCAGGGAAUGAUCUUUGCCUUGGCCAACAAAUUCCUCUCCUUCCAGCCCCGUUACGUUCCCGGGUUCGUUUAUGGCUGGCUUUGCUUGGUAUCUCACCGGGUGUUCAUGUCUGACAUGCUCAACAUGCCCGAUCGUGCAGGAUGGGCGCCUUACUGUGAAAUCAUGCAAGCAUUGCUGUCCUAUAUGGGCGACCAACUUAAGGCUGCCAACAUUACAUACGUCGCCAAAGAUCUAUACAAGGGCGUUCUCCGUAUCUUGUUGAUUCUGCACCACGAUUUCCCCGAGUUCGUGGCUGAGAACCAUUUCCAGUUCUGCAACGUGAUCCCGGCUCAUUGCGCCCAGCUCCGCAAUCUUGUUCUCAGUGCCUACCCCUCGUCCUUCCAGAAACUUCCCGAUCCUUUCCGCGAAGGCUUGAAGGUCGAGCGUAUUGAGGAGAUGCGUGAAAUCCCGAAGAUUGCUGGUGAUAUUGUUGCUCCUUUGCAGGUUGCCAACAUCAAGGAAAUUGUUGACGGUGUGCUCCAGAAUGAAAGCAUCUCCGACUCUGCUGUUCAGCAGCUUUGCGACGCCAUUAUCAACCCCGAUUCUAAGGACACCGGCCUCUUCUUUGUCCCGGUCGACGUGGAUGUCGUUCUGGUUAACGCGCUUGUUUUGUACAUUGGCCAACAAGCUGCAGUGGAGCAUGCUUCCAAGGGCAACACCCGCAGCGCCUUUGAGAACUCGACUCACGCUGCUCUUCUGGAGAAGAUCGCCCAAGUUCUGCGACCUGAGAGCCGCUACUACUUGCUUAGUGCCAUGGCCAACCAGCUUCGUUACCCCAACAGCCACACCUACUUCUUCAGCUUCACGAUCCUCCGUCUGUUUGGCGUGGAGUACUCCGAUCAAGAUGACUCGGAUAUCCGCCAGCAAAUCAUUCGUGUGUUGUUAGAGCGGCUGAUUGUCCACCGCCCACAUCCCUGGGGUCUGAUCAUCACCCUGCAGGAGCUUCUCCAGAACCGGAGCUACUCAUUCUUCCGCCUCCCCUUCAUCCAGGCGGCACCUGAGAUUGGUCGUCUUUUCGACGCCCUUCUCCAACAUAUCCAACAACAGAGCCCUCGGCCCAUUGCCUAG